Molecule: messenger RNA, 366 nt
Organism: Clonostachys rhizophaga
Lineage: Eukaryota; Fungi; Ascomycota; Sordariomycetes; Hypocreales; Bionectriaceae
Source: the annotation of a GenBank genome assembly
AUGCCUAGGCGAAACCCUCAACCCGCGUGGAGAGCUGCGGUCGUUGGCCUGGUUUGGAGUGUGUUUAUGUACUACUGCAUCUACCGUCAACCAUUGAGAGAUCUUACAGAAAGGCUUACAAGAUCUGAUACGGUCGACAAGCCUUUUAUUCUCGGAGCUAUCACAUUACCGAUCGUUGCCUUGUGCGACAAAAUCAAACUCGAAGAAUUUCUCUGGGCCAGUGCCAUUCUAUAUCAUGCCACUUCUACGUUUUGCAAAGUGGCACCCAACACGACUGCUUUCUUCGUCGGCCAGGUCUUUGCGGGAGCAAGUGCAAGUAGCGUUAUCUAUGGGUACAACUUCCUAUUCUCCGCUAUAAACGUAUGA